AUGUUUCGCCGGUUUCAACGAUCUCCCUUGCCAGCAGAGGAAGCUACUACUCCCAAACCCAAUAUCGUGGUCAUUGGAGGUAGUUAUGUUGGCGGGUCUGUAGUCGAUCAACUUGCAUCCUCUCUUCAUCGAACGCACAAUAUUGUGCUCAUCGAGAAGAACUCUCACAUCCAGCAUAUAGCAUCUCUUUGCCUUUCCCCGUGUAAGCGUUGUUCCCGGUUUUCGAGAACAGAGCCUUUAUUCCUUUCACAAACUGCUUUCCAUGCGAGUCCACCUGGCUCUACCUCUGUGAUACAUGCCAUUGCGGAGAAGAUUCUUCCCGGCAAAGUCAUACUGGAUAAUGGACAAUCUAUAUCUUACGAAUAUUUGAAGGCUGUGGAGACUCAACGAUUCAGAGACCUCCAGCAAAGUAUAGCCAAGGCAUCGCAUAUCACGAGUCAUCGGGGGCGGCGCGUAUGGUAUCCAAACUGCGAUGGAUAUCAAAGAUUAUGCGUCAGUCGAAGAAGGAUCACUGUCAUACAUUCCCGGCCCAACUUGAUGAGCCGGUUCCAUCCCAAGCUGCACGAGAUCGUGAUGGAGAAGUUUAAAGCAGCUGGUAUCGAGACAAUCCUCGGCCAACGAGUGACCAUACCUGAGGAGGGUUUCCCCAAUAAUGGCUCAGAGUUCGCCAUAGCUCUGGCUGAUGGGACGGAGGUGAAGACGGAGCUAGCGAUUGUUUGCAUUGGCGCGGUCCCUCUGAGCGCGCCUUUACUUGCUUUGUCCCCGUCAUCGGUUGAUCCGCAGACGAAGUAUGUCAAAGUGAAGCCGACCCUCCAAAUUGCGGACUCGAAUUAUCCAAACGUGUUUGCUAUUGGAGAUGUUGCUGAUACCGGAGCACACAAGGCUGCACGCCCGGGAGGGAUGCAGGCCAGGAUCGCUUCGAAUAAUAUAGAAAUGCUUAUCAAGGGCAAAGACUUGGAUCUGCAGACGUAUUACCCAGAUGCACCAGGUAUAGGUUUAUCGUUGGGAUUUCACUCCAAGGUCAGAUUCCGAAAUCCAUCUACGCCUGACGGUGAACCGUCUUGGAGACAGGCUUUGAAGCCGUUCAAGACCAAGGGUAACAUGGACGCAGGUUGUCGGAAAGUGUGGGAUCGACGUGCACCUGGUGUGAAGGAUUAUGAUCUGUAG
Desarmillaria tabescens is the source of this 1167-nucleotide messenger RNA. RefSeq names its product FAD/NAD-P-binding domain-containing protein. Bases 1 to 1167 code for a protein of 388 amino acids. The transcript has 7 exons. Gene Ontology annotation, cellular component: cytoplasm. NCBI's taxonomy places the organism in Eukaryota, Fungi, Basidiomycota, Agaricomycetes, Agaricales, Physalacriaceae. The record is from RefSeq and is a predicted model, not a curated record. Gene Ontology annotation, molecular function: electron-transferring-flavoprotein dehydrogenase activity; flavin adenine dinucleotide binding.